Messenger RNA from Linum tenue, 989 nucleotides. NCBI's taxonomy places the organism in Eukaryota, Viridiplantae, Streptophyta, Magnoliopsida, Malpighiales, Linaceae. The record is from the annotation of a GenBank genome assembly.
AUUAGGCCCCGAGGCCCUAACUACGCGGAAAAAUAUCAGACGGGGAAAUAACAGAACAACUUCCCCGAUGAACGCUCACCGCCGGCCGACUGUCGAGUCGGACACCGAUGAUUCCGACUCGGAGACGAUGCGAUGUCUCUCGUGCAAGGAAGAGUACGACUCGAUCGACGCCGGAACCUGCAAGGAGUGCUACGACGAGGCAACCGAGACCGAGCAAGAGUUGAAGAAAGAGAUCGACGAUCUCAAGGCUAAGAUCGCCUUCUUGAAAUUCUGCUCCGCUAUCGGUCAGAACCACUUCGACGGCAAAUUCUCCGACGUCGUCUUGGUCGCCUCCGACGACCAAGGCCCCGAUUGCUCGUCUCCGUUGCCCGUCCCUGCUCACAAGGCCGUUCUGGCAAGCCGCUCCCCUGUAUUCAGAGCAAUGCUUGAGAACCAAAUGGAAGAGAGCAUCAGUGGAACCAUAAAAAUCCCCGACGUAUCAUACGAUGCACUCAGAACCUUUGUCAACUACAUGUACACAGCUGAAGCACGCCUCGAUGAACAGAUGGCCUGCGACCUUUUGGUGCUGGCAGAGAAGUAUCAGAUCAAGUAUCUCAAAGGUUACUGUGAGACCUUUCUGGUCUCCAGAUUGAACUGGGAUAGCUCGUUGAUGAGCUAUGCAUUCGCUCACCAGCACAAUGCAAGGCAUGUGCUCCAAGCUUCGUUGUCUCUGAUCACGGAGAACAUGGACAAGCUCACUACACGGGAGGAGUAUUUGGAGCUGGUGGAGAAAGAUCCAAGGCUUGUGGUGGAGAUAUACGAAGCGUAUCUUGGGAAACAGGUGAAUACUGCUGCAGCUCGCGGGGAUUGCUCCAAGCAGAAGAAGCUGUAGGGGGGCAGUUGGUCUAGUAUAGAUUGUGAAUGUGGGUAGUAAUUAGUCGAUGCAGUUUUUUUGUUAUUCAUCUUUUUCCUAGGAUGGUUAUCUCAAGAGGACGCUUAUUAUCAGAAGA